Messenger RNA from Mesocestoides corti, 1626 nucleotides. Lineage: Eukaryota; Metazoa; Platyhelminthes; Cestoda; Cyclophyllidea; Mesocestoididae. The record is from the annotation of a GenBank genome assembly.
AUGCUUCAACGCUUUCCGAACGUCAGCGUGAGUAUUGCUGAGACCCGAGAUGUCUUGGAGUCCGAAGAACUAAAGGGAUUUCUCGUCGGUCGAGCAAUCAAAGAGAAGAUUUGGCUCAACGCUGUCAGAACAAGUGUUUCGGAUCCCUUUGUGUGGAAGAGUGACAACAAGAUCGUAAACCUCGACUUUAUCUCAUGGUCAGGAGGAACAGGUGUCGGAAACUGCCUUGUUUUCUUCUAUACCACCCACCGUGUUCAGACUCAGUGGAUCACAAAGGCUGUGGUGGAGGACUAUCCAUGCUCAAGUACCUUCGCACUGGUUUGUGAACACACUGUUAAGGACUGCGAAAAUCCACCAGGAGGCUUUGAUCCCACAAAGAUGGAGUUCAAACCAACAGGGCCUCACGUUGGAACAGUUACAACAAUUGCUUGCUCGCCCGGAUUUUUCCCUCAGCCUUCUACUACUCCCCCCGUGACCUCUGGUGUCAAUGUCGACCGUUCCCUGGCUCCUGGCCAAUACCGUUGCGACGGCCAGCGAGAUGAAUCCGGUGACCCUUCUUUAAUUACCACCCACUUCGCCUACAGUGGAACUGCACUGCCUGACUGCAUUGAAAUGUCCUGCUUCCUGAACACUACAUCACUGUGCCACGUGGAAAGUAGUUCCAUUUCCACCAUUGGAAAUACCACCUAUAAAUACGGUGAAAAUGUUAGCGUCGACUGUAGCGCGGGAUAUGCCUUUACCUUCGAUUUGAUGCAGACGAAGGCAUCUAUGCAGUGCCUCUCAUUACCAGAUAAUCCCAUCCAAGGGGUGUGGCUCCCUGGUCCCUGUCAAGUUUGUGCUGCAAUCCGAUGUAGCGAGGAGGAAAUGAAGGGCAUGGUUCCGAAGUUCGGCAAACUGUCAAGCGCACGAAGCAAACUUACUGAGGAGGAGUAUGGCUCACUGCAGGUGAACCAGUUCAAUCAAUACGGCAACGUGGUCACCUACAUAUGCGAUGAGUCCUACUUUUUUCCAGAUCACUCCUUUGAAAAGCAUGUCGAGUGCACUCUCAAAGAGGGUUCAAACAAUAAAGGGGUGUGGAAAGGAUAUAGCGGAACAAUACUACCACUGGCCGAACAAUCGGUUACUUGUAUGUAUGAAAAGGCUCUGAUAAAAUCAAGUCACAACAUUCAGCCAUUAUUUACAAUCGACUACUCGAACGGAACAAUGGAUGUGACCGAGAAGCUGAAACCGAUACCCUACCCCUAUAGGACUAAAAUUCGAUACACUUGCAUGGCCGGCUACGAGACCGUUACGAAAGAACCCGAUCAAAAUAUCAGCUGUGGUUCAAUUGGACGGUGGAGGCCACAGCUUUCAGGGUGCAUAAAAAAAACUGAAAAUAUAAUAACCAGUUCAACUGGCCGCUUUAUCCCGCCGGCCGUCGAAGCGAUGUCUGCAAGACAGUUGGGGACAAUUGUCAUAAUAAUAAUUGUAAUCUUUUUGUUGUCCCUCCUACUUCUCGAUUUGACAACCCUGCGUAGAGACAUUGCCUGGUUUUUCAACAACAUUCGCCUACAGAAAAGGCUGUGGCUGGCAAAACGGCGCCUCUACAGAGCAAAAAGGGAGGCCAAACAGAAAAGAAACGAAUAA